Molecule: messenger RNA, 852 nt
Organism: Ornithorhynchus anatinus (platypus)
Lineage: Eukaryota; Metazoa; Chordata; Mammalia; Monotremata; Ornithorhynchidae
Exons: 6
Coding region: 5-718 (237 amino acids)
Source: RefSeq, a predicted model, not a curated record
AGAUAUGUCUGACUCUCCACCUCGGCUUCUUCAAUUCCAUCGCAACUUAGAAGCUCUAUUGAAACAGAUGGAUAACUCUGAAGAAGUGAAUAAAGACAAGUUCAAAUUCUCUCAACAUAUUCUAGACUUCAACAAAGUUGGGAGGUUCCCUCCAGCUGCAGUGUCAAGAUCUGACACCCAACAAUUUAAAGACAAGGAUUCAGUCACUAGCAGGAGAGGAGGAAGGCUCACAUUUCCUGCUGUUCACCUACCUCCUGAACCCAUCACCAGGCCUACUUCCAGACUCCAGGUGCCACCUUUACCACCAGGGACAGUUAAAAAUGCAGUAAAAACGCCUUCAUCCGCCAAUGCCCAUGCAUUCAAAUCUGUCAAAACACUUGGAGAUGAUCAGGAAAAGAAGGACUCUUCCACCCAGCACUUCCUGGGAAUCGGCAUCUUGACCUGCGUUGUAGUGUCAUUUUUGCUGAUGGCCUUCAUAGCAGUGGGACAAAUCGUGAUUUGGGGGCAUUUAAAACAACUGGUGAUCAGCAAUACACAAAACAUCAGUGGAAGCAAUGUGUGGGAGGCAAUUGACAGUGAAGGUGAUAGUUACAACAUUUCCAUGACAGAUCAGGACGAGCACAGUGCGGACUCUGUUGAAUUUGGUAAUGAGUCAGUUGGUUACCCUUAUCCCCCUCCUGCCAAACUAGGCCUCUCCUCUGCCACCGCCAUCUAUUAAAUAAGGUCCCACCCUACUCAUACCCAUCUGCCCCAUUCCCAACUAUCCAUCCAAUAAAAUCCCAUCCCAUUCCUUCCUAAGCCCCACCUCCACCCCCCACAACAAGCCCGGGGGUCACAGGGAAUUGUAAUAGU